AUGUGUACUUAUUCCUAUUUACAUCACCACCACGUUCAGCCAUGCGCCCGCCCUAUCGAUUAUGUGGUUCAUUACGAGUUUUGUUUGGAUGCUGAGAAGGAUUCCGACGGCAAGGCCCAGACUCCCUGCGAGCGCGUCUCUUAUGAUCCGGUCCAGUCGAUUGAUUUCGAUAACCCCUGUGCGACUGGAGGCUGUCUUAUGUCGCCCGACUGCAGCUCCGGAAACUGUCGUCUCAAGGAGCUCAAAGGACAGUGGAUAUGUUGUCAAUGCAGCCGAGGAAGCAAUUCACUCCGGUGGUGUCGACACAAGAUGAAGAAAAGUCCGGAUACUUUCUGUUACCACCGUGUUUGCCAAAACUGUACAUCCGACACCGAAACUUGA
This is a messenger RNA of Colletotrichum graminicola M1.001, 381 nucleotides long. RefSeq lists its product as uncharacterized. The transcript has a single exon. NCBI's taxonomy places the organism in Eukaryota, Fungi, Ascomycota, Sordariomycetes, Glomerellales, Glomerellaceae. Bases 1 to 381 code for a protein of 126 amino acids. The record is from RefSeq and is a predicted model, not a curated record.